UGUCUCUGUGUCUCUUGUCCUUCACUGUGACUGUCAGUCCUCUGAUUGGCUCCAUGAGUCACAUGUUUAUGAAGACAGAUAUCAGCUUUGUGAGAAAUAAAGAGGUGUUCACUCAGGAACUAUACAACAGCAGUGAGACGUGUGCAUAUGUGUGUGUGUGCAUACGUGUGUGUGCAGAGUGUGUGCGGUGUUUUGCACGCUUCGACCAGGUCCUGGGUCAGUGUGAUGAAGAGCUUGGUGAGGUGGAUGAAGAGGACUGCUGUCAGAACCCUCACUACGGUUACCAGGCAACAGACGGAGUGUGUCAUUCCUGUGGGUCAUCCACAGUGUGGUCUCCCUGGUCGCCAUGGUCACAGUGUAAUGUCCUGUGUGGAGAAGGAGUAACGCAGAGGAGCAGGACACAUGAACACGGAGUCUCAGAAUGUGAGAAUCCUCGAGAAAAACUGGAGAUAAAACCCUGUAAUGGGACCUGCUGUGGGAAGAAGGGGUGGGGCUUGUGGCUCACCUGGUCUGCCUGCUCGGUCACCUGUGGAGGAGGCGGAGUCAGGAGGAGAGAGAGAGUCUGCUCCAGUCCUCCUGAGUGUCGCUCAGUCUGCAGCGGUGCUUCAGAGGAGACAGACAGGUGUCCAACAGACACCACCUGUCCAGUUCAUGGUGGUUGGUCCGGUUGGUCCGGUUGGUCUCAGUGUUCAGGUUCGUGUAUCAAUGACCAGGGCCGUGAUGUCAUCGUCCCCUCCAGAGUGCAACAUCGUUCUUGCUCUAGCCCCGCCCCUUCCAGUGACACGGUUCCCCCUGGCAACAGUUGCCCGGGGGACGAGUUCAAGGACCAGGACUGCAGCGAGCUCCCCAACUGUCCAGUGGACGGCAGCUGGGGGGCGUGGUCUGCACCCAGGCCGUGCUCCGUCUCCUGUGGGGAGGGGCUUCAGCUGUCAAUGAGGAUGUGUGAUGGCCCCGCCCCUAAAUAUGGAGGCCGAGUCUGUGACGGGCCGAGCACUAAGAGCAGCGUGUGUCAUACAGUCUGUCCAGUCGUCGGGUUCUGGUCCGGCUGGUCCAGUUGGGGUGAGUGUUCCUCGUCCUGUAUCCCAGAAGGCCGAGCUCCCACCAGGAUUCGCCGGCGCUCGUGUUCUAACCCGGCCCCUUCAACCAACCCGCCAGGCAGAGGUUGCCAUGGCGACGUCAGUGAAACAGAAAACUGCAACCAGCUGCCUCACUGCCAAGUGGACGGAGGUUGGGGGUCUUGGUCUCCCUUCUCUUCCUGUUCUGUUACCUGUGGGGUGGGACGUUUGGAGUCACUUAGGAGAUGUGAUAGCCCCGCCCCCAAAUAUGGCGGCCAGCCAUGUCCUGGAGAGGGACGUCGAACCAGCAUCUGUCAGACCAUGUCCCACUGUCCAGUGGACGGCAUGUGGUCAGAGUGGUCGCCAUGGGGACAAUGUAAAUACCCGCUCAGUAAGACGGACAUCCGCUGUCAACAGAUCGGAGGCAGUCAGACGGAGCGUGAGUGUCUCCAUCGGGCUCACAACGGGUCCUUCUGCAGCGGAGACACUCUGACAGGGAGACAGGUCUGCUAUGAUGUCAGCAGGUGUUACGGUGGGUGACACACACACACACAC
Messenger RNA from Anoplopoma fimbria (sablefish), 1610 nucleotides. RefSeq names its product properdin-like. The record is from RefSeq and is a predicted model, not a curated record. NCBI's taxonomy places the organism in Eukaryota, Metazoa, Chordata, Actinopteri, Perciformes, Anoplopomatidae.